Messenger RNA from Rotaria sordida, 885 nucleotides. The record is from the annotation of a GenBank genome assembly. Lineage: Eukaryota; Metazoa; Rotifera; Eurotatoria; Philodinida; Philodinidae.
AUGAUAAGAGACAUGUAUCCACAAUUAUCAUUAGCUACUGAAAUAUUUUUAUGUGCACCAAUUAGUACAGCAACAGUAGAACGUGAUUUUAGUACAAUGAAUAGAAUAUUAACUGAUUUACGAUAUCGUUUAACAACAGAACAUUUAGAACAAUUAAUGAGAAUAUCAAUAGAAGGACCAUCUGAUUUAAAUAAUGAUCUAAAAGAUUUAAUUAUUGAUUGUCAUGAGAUGAAUGGAAAUUGGUAUUCGUGGUCAAUAGGUUCAACUCCAAACGAUUAUGUUUUGGCAUGGCGUCAUACUUAUAAUAUAUUAUUAAACAAAGGUAUAGAUGCAACAAGACUUCAAUGGGUUUGGAGUGUAAAUCGUAAGGACUAUGGUCAAUAUACUGCAGAAGAAUAUUGGGUUGGAGAAAAUUAUACACAUUGGCUAGGAAUUAAUGGAUUUAAUGGGGGCUCAAGUGCAAAUUGGAGUAAAUGGGAAUGGCCAAAUGAAAUUCUUGAUAAUAUGAUGGGUCGAUUACACAAGUUAUCAUCAACAAAACCGAUGUCCCUGAAUGCAUAUGCAACAGUCGGUGUACGAACAGGAAAUACUACAGAUGUGCAGUCAAAAAAUGAAUGGCUGCGCCAAAUGUGUGAUUAUAUAAAUAACAAUAACAUUAAAAUGGCAUCUUAUAAUAAUGUUGACGGACCUAACCAGGAUAAUAUGGUAUUUGGUGGUACACACGGUGAUGUAAUUUGGAAUAAUUUUAAGGCAUAUUCAGCCUAUAGAAAUUGUUUACAGUCUAAUGAUUGGAUAGAACCAAACAUUACUAAUCCAAGACUUAUUACUGAUGAACAAUUUGCUGAGAUGGCUCAACAAUUUUCACAAAAAUUCAAAAUGUUAUAA